AUGGAAAACCAAGGCACCUCCGCACCUAGAGUAAGCGAUAAACGAUUAGCUCAGACACAAGCUCAAGUAGAUGAGGUCGUUGGUAUUAUGCGUGUAAAUGUCGAGAAAGUGUUGGAACGCGACCAAAAGCUGUCAGAACUGGACAAUCGUGCCGAUGCUCUACAACAUGGAGCGGCGCAAUUCGAACAACAGGCUGGUAAGCUUAAGAGGAAGUACUGGUGGCAAAAUCUUAAAAUGAUGUUGAUAAUUGGUGCGGUGGGAGCUGUCCUCCUCAUUAUUAUUAUUGUGUGGGCCACAUCUGGCUCAAGCUCAACCGCAGCACCUCCACCAGUCACUCCAGCUCCAGAGACACCAUCAGGACGAUAA
Messenger RNA from Pieris macdunnoughi, 366 nucleotides. NCBI's taxonomy places the organism in Eukaryota, Metazoa, Arthropoda, Insecta, Lepidoptera, Pieridae. The record is from the annotation of a GenBank genome assembly.